Penicillium brevicompactum is the source of this 3072-nucleotide messenger RNA. Its product is annotated as beta-glucosidase. Gene Ontology annotation, molecular function: beta-glucosidase activity. Lineage: Eukaryota; Fungi; Ascomycota; Eurotiomycetes; Eurotiales; Aspergillaceae. The coding region runs from base 1 to 3072 and encodes 1023 amino acids. The transcript has 4 exons. The record is from RefSeq and is a predicted model, not a curated record. Gene Ontology annotation, biological process: glucan catabolic process.
AUGGCUCCCCCACAUGCCAAGGGAGCCUCGCGCUCAGUCAGGUUCUCCAACACGCGCGAAUACGCGUCCCUCCCCGACCAGUCGACUUCCGGAACCCGCAAAUCACGCGAAAUCGACACCUCAAGCGAAGACGAACUGUCCGAUAAUGAAGCAGAUGUGAAACUUUUACCUCUCAAAAAGCACGAUUCCCAAUCAAGCUCCCAGUCGAACGACCGAAAAUCCUCCCCGAUCAACGUACCAGAGAACGAACGCGAUACGUCGAAGCUCAUUGAGGAGCUUCUUGCUUCGGAUCGCAAUUUCCUGCCCGAUGCAUUCGAUACAGAUUUAGAGGAUGGAGACUCGAGUAGAUCUUCACUUGCUCUCAGCGACGACUAUGGUCUGCCAUCGGACAAGGGCUCGCUGCUGAAACGUCGCGAUGACGGUGAUGGCAAGCGCUUUGACUGGAGGACAUUAUUCCGUCUACAUUCAUGGUGGAAUGUCCUUGGACUGUUCACAGUUGCCAUAGUGGUUGUCUGGCUUGCGAUCAGAGGUCUGCCCUGGUCCUCUGCUCCGGCCGCUCCAAGCGGUUUUGACACGAUACCAUGGUACCCGACACCUCUUGGCGGAACUAGCAGUCAAUGGAAAGAAAGCUAUGCGAAAGCCCAAGAGAUGGUCCGGGUCAUGUCUAUCGUUGAGAAAGUGAACGUUACAACCGGCACAGGCUGGCAGAUGGGAAUGUGUGUUGGAAAUACCGGACCUGCCGAACGAGUCAAAUUUCCUUCUCUAUGUCUGCAGGAUGGUCCACUCGGGCUCAGAUACGCACACAAUAUCACGGCAUUCCCGGCCGGAAUCACUACAGGCGCCACAUGGAAUCGAGAGCUGAUGCAACAGCGCGGCUUCGCCAUAGGCAAUGAAGCGCGUCUGAAAGGUGUGAACGUUGUUUUGGGCCCGUCGAUGGGCCCGAUUGGUCUCAUGCCCGCUGGCGGCCGUGGCUGGGAGGCAUUUGGAUCAGACCCAGUAUUGCAAGGCGUGGCUGCGGCCGAAACCAUUCGAGGAAUCCAGCGGAACGGGGUCAUGGCCACGGCAAAACACUUUAUUGGGAAUGAGCAAGAGCACUUCCGGCAGUCCUUCGAAUGGGGACUACCGGAUGCCAUGUCGUCGAAUUUGGAUGAUCGUGUGUUACACGAGGUUUUCGCUUGGCCGUUCGCCGAAAGUGUGAGGGCCGACGUGGCAAGCGUCAUGUGCUCUUACCAGAUGGUCAACAAUACAUAUGCUUGCGAAAACAGCAAAUUAAUCAACGGCAUUCUCAAAGACGAACUUGGCUUCCAAGGCAUGCCUGGUGAUGGUCUUCACUGGGCUGAUGGCAAACCCCUCUGGGGAGGUGAGCUCACUCGCGCCGCGUUGAACACUUCUGUGCCCAUGGAACGCUUGAACGACAUGGUCACUCGAAUUGUGGCCGCCUGGUAUCACUUCCGACAGGAUUCGUGGGAAAAGCCUGCACCGGAAGGAGACGGCGGUCCAAAUUUCUCGUCUUGGACUCAAGAUCAAGUCGGUCGCCUGCACGAGGGCUCUCCUGACAAUGACGCCACUGGUGUGGUCAACAAAUUUGUCAAUGCCCAAGGCACAGGCGCAGACGCGCACUCUGUUGUCUCCCGUCAGGUCGCUGUGGAGGGUACCAUUCUUCUUAAGAACUUUAAUAACACCCUCCCUCUUGCGCGCGAGCACCCCACGUCGGGUGCGAAAUACAAGGUAGGUGUUUAUGGCGAGGACGCGGGUCCCGGUGAGGGGCCAAACUCUUGCGCCGAUCGAGGGUGCAACCAAGGCACUUUGGCUUCUGGUUGGGGCAGUGGUGCUGUGGAUUUCCCCUACCUGGUGAGCCCGUGGCAAGCACUUCAGCAAGCGUGGUCCAAGGAAACAGUUGAUGUUCGUGAAUAUUUGACGAACAAAGUUCAGCCUGAAGACUUGAUGCAGCAGGAUCUUUGUUUGGUCUUUGCGAAUGCAGACGCUGGAGAAGGCUUCAUCCGCAGUGAUGGAGUCGAUGCAGACCGAAAUGACUUGUUCUUGCAGAAGAAUGGCACUGAAUUGGUAGAGGGAGUGGCCAAAUACUGCGGCGGUGGCCAAGGCAAAACGGUCGUCGUUGUGCACUCCGUUGGCCCUGUUGUAAUGGAGUCUUGGAUUGACCUUCCUGGAGUGCAUGCUGUUCUGUACGUCAAUCUUCCUGGACAGGAAAGUGGCAAUGCCCUAGUGGAUGUCCUAUUCGGUGAAGUCGACGCUAGUGGUCGUCUACCAUACACCAUCGGCAAAAGCCUGGAGGAUUACGGUCCUGGGGCCCAGGUGGUAUAUGAACACACAGACCCAUCGGUGCCCCAAGUCGACCUGAACCAGGGCCUGUACAUCGAUUAUCGCUAUUUCGACAAGUUCAACAUUACCCCUCGCUAUGAAUUUGGCUUCGGUCUGUCUUACACGACGUUCGACUAUUCAACUCUUGGGAUCGAAAAGUUGCAGAAAAAGACCCAGCACCCCUCGCCUCGCCCUGAAAAUGAGGUUGAUGCUCCGGAGUAUGACAAGCGACCGCCCAACCCCUUCACCGGCUUGUUUCCCUCUGGCUUCCGCGCUCUUCGCAAAUACAUCUAUGGUUACUGUGACUCCUUGGUGGGUACUGACCCCGGACCAUACCAAUACCCUGACGGGUAUAACACUCCUCAAACGCCAUCCGCUGCAGGCGGCGGACCAGGCGGCAAUCCCUCGCUCUAUGAAGCCAUGCUUGAGCUUUCUGUCGAAGUCACGAAUACCGGCACUCGAAUCGGACAGGACGUGGUCCAAGUGUAUGUGUCAUUCCCUGAGGAUGUCGCCGAACAUCGCGGUCUAGGCUGGUCUCGGGAGACAAUCGAGUUUCCUGAGCGCGUGUUGCGCAAUUUCGAAAAGAUCACCUUGAAGCCGCGCGAGAGCAAGACAGUCAAGAUGACUUUGACGAGAAAGGAUCUUAGCUACUGGAGCGUUCGUGCGCAGAACUGGAUUCUGCCUACUGAGGGCCAGUUCAAAAUCUGGGCUGGGCGGAGCUCUAGAGAUUUGCCGCUGAUGGUAGAGUUUUGA